This is a messenger RNA of Leptosia nina, 3465 nucleotides long. NCBI's taxonomy places the organism in Eukaryota, Metazoa, Arthropoda, Insecta, Lepidoptera, Pieridae. The record is from the annotation of a GenBank genome assembly.
AUGAAGGGUGUAGAUAGCCCGCCAACUAGUAAGGAAGGAAUGACAAAUAAACCAAUAGUAACAUGCGCGGGAGAUUGGAAUUUGUUUUGUUCUCUGGAAGCUCCCUUGGUUGCCGCAAUUCCUCAAGAUUCCUGUGAAUGGAGGAGGUCGUUUGGGCGCAUUACUAAAUUUGUUUACUUGGAGGCUUCAUUUGUCAAAUAUAAUAAAGACAAAGUACACUCUGAGCUUAAUUUGUUAAAACGUCCUAUAUUGCAUAUUUAUUGGACUGAUUGUGUGGAUAUAGAAUAUUAUAAAACAACUCUUAGAGAAGAUAUAGAAGGAUGGUUCAAACAACUAGAGAAAAACAAUAUAACAGACUGGAUGAUAGUUUUAGUGGAAACAUAUGAUAUUAGAAAAACUAACAAAUUAUUACCAAGGACUACAGUUCUGGACAAAAUUAAGGGAGAUUUUGCUGUGAAGCAGACUGAAGAUAGGUUUAUUUCUGUAAUAAACCCAAUAAAAUCUGAAGCCAGGAGUGCAGAGUCAUGGAGGGCAUUAGUGGCAAAAUUAAGACAUUUAGUUUUAGUUUCCUAUAAUAAGACAUUAAAUAAGUUUGAGGAGUAUAUGCGGGAACAGAGAGAGAAGCGGAAUGAUCCAGAAUGGGAUUUUUGUAAAUAUUUUAUUUUGCAGGAGCAAUUAGCAUUUGUAUUAGAAAUGCUUGGCUUAUACGAAGAAGCUUUAGUGCAAUAUGACGAGCUAGAUGCUUUAUUUUCUCAAUUUGUACUCAAUUCUAAUAUAACAGAGAGUCCAAAGUGGCUUGACACAUUCAAGCAACAGAUAACAUCGUGGCAAGCCAUUAGACUAAUACCAACGGUACCGCUGCAUUUAAGGGAACUAAUCAUUAAACGAAAAGCCUCUCUAUUAGACUUUAGAAGUUAUUUAUUUCAACGACAAAGUGCCAUGCUUUUACUUACAGAGAAGCCAGAAGAGGUCGCAUCGCGGUGUAUAAGUACAGUACAUAAUACUCUAGUAGAACUAUCUUUACUUGGCGCUCCGUCAAUAGAAGGUGCUGCUGCAUCUUGGGCGCACCUAGCCUGUGUUGAAACUCUUCGUGUGUGUGAAGCGUGUACCGAUAUGCAAGCACCACUGUUACACAAUGCUAAAGACAAGCUACAUGAACUAGGCAAGUUGUGUGGCCUGCUUCCCGGUUCGCCUGAACCAACAUCGGAACAACUCCACUUAGUUGUCAUGCUGUCAGCUGGAAUGGGGGACACGGAGACAAAUAACAAGUCACCCACUGUGCGUCUAAAAGAAGCCCUAUGUAGCAGUACAGCCUUUCAACAAUACUAUCUAGAAUUGGCAGAGUUAGCCAUGGGGACAUAUAAACAUAUUGGCAGAUUGAGGUUUGCUCGUCAAAUAGGUAGGGAUUUAGCUGCAUUCUACUCAGAGUUGGGCGAGACCAGCAAAGCGGUUGUGUUCCUUGUGGAUGCAUUAAGAUCUUAUGAGGAACAGGGUUGGAAUGAACUCGCUGCGCAAACAAGACUCGAGCUGGUUGCAGCUGCUAAGAAAAUGAAUGAUUAUGAUAGAUAUACAACACUAUCAGCUAGAAUAGCAAGUACAGUGGAACUAGAGAUCCUAGUCAGAAACUUCUACUUUGAGGAGAUGAUAAAAUCAAUCAAACAAAACCUCACGGAAAAGGAAUCCGUUCAAACGGAGCUCAAUGAUUGUUUUCAUUUAAUAGCUACAAGUUUAUUGCCGUCCGAACGUGGAUAUAUAACUGAUAGUAAGGUGCAGUGUCGUGUUGUCAUCGAGAGCUUUCUCCCAAGAGAUGUCGUGUGUACAAGGGGCUCAAUUUGCCUGGAUUCAGAAUCGCAGAUAGACAAAAAGACGCCGGUAAAAAACAAUAAGACUGAUGUAAGUGUAGGAACACAGGCUAGUCCGAAGAAGUCUAGUGAUGAUAUUGAUCCUAGUAAUUUUGUUACGAGUAUAAGACUGGACGAAUUAAAACCGAAGAACCCUCUACUAGAUCCUAUGCACAUAACAUCAAAACUGCACUACAAAGAAGACAAGUCUCUACAAAAAGCUACCAUAGAAUGUCAAAAUCCAAAAAUGAUUUUGAAAAGAUCUGAUAGUGGUAAAUACCGCAAACCGGUACCACCAGCCAGGCCUAACUGUGAAAUGUGCUUAUUUUGUGACAAUAUAACUAUAAAGCCCGGAGUUAAUGAAAUAAUUUUUGAAUGUUUGCCGAAGAAAUGUGGUAUCUUUAGAGUUGGGGUGAUGUGUUUGUCGGUGGAGGGAAAAAUAGAGUUUAUAUCUGAUGUGCUAUUGAGCACUAAGUUGGGUUUCGAAGUGGUCACCCAAGGGGUGACUGUUUACUUAAAUAAGGUUGAACCGAAGAAGGAUUUAGUCGCUGGGUUGGAACAUGAUAUGGAGCUGGUGGUGACAAAUGGCAGUUCGAGAUUGCAAGAGAACACAACAAUACACCUCAGAGCAUCGACCGGUCUCCACCUUCGCUACGGUGUCAAUUCUCUUCUAUCCCGUGAGCUGACAAUUCCAGUGGAUGCCUCAGAACCAUUUCACACGACGAAGAUACCUCUUCGUUUGUUUGCUGUUCUUAUGCCAAAAAGAGAGAAGAAUAUUGAACAUACUGUGUGGCUAACCUGUCCAUGGUUAGAUUCUGUUAUGGAGGUACCUUUACACUUCUCUCCUCCAAUGAUAUCAGCUUGGAAACUCCUCACAUCCAAUACAAGGAAGUUCGUUCACAUUACCCUCAAAUCGACAGUCGGCCAUCUUGUUCAGUUAGUGCUGAGCGAGCCAAAGUUAGAGUGUGACGGCAACACAACCGUUUCUGACUUGAAUCCAAAGGCCAGUGGUAAUUUGAAAGUAUCUUCAGAUGGUACAACUGCGUCAUUUAUGUGGGAGCUCCUCAAGGACCCGCUAGUCAAAGCAGGGCCCAUGAAAGCGACGUUCACAGUUCAAUAUCGUUUAGAGAACGAGGAUAUUUCCAGGACCUUCACCUGUCCAUUCGAUGUGCAGGACUGUACAACGCUGUUUGUUAUACGAACUAAGUUGGAGCCAGGCAAGGGUUCGGAUUUCUGCAGAGCUAGCCAAGUUUGCUGCUUGCAUUUGAGUGUGCAAAGGGUAAAUGAAACGGAGUAUACAUCACUGAUGUACGAAGUGCUAGCGGAUCAGACUACGUGGGCGGUGUUAGGAAGGACUGCCGGAGUAAUAACAAUGGAUUCUAGUACGGGUGAGCCACAGAACGUAACGCUAGACGUGAUGCCUCUUGUGGCAGGUUAUCUGCCGUUGCCAACUGUCCGUUUGUCUAAGUACAUCGCAGCCAAUACCAAAGAUCUGAAAAAGGAUAUAUCCACACACCCUCGUUUAGAGCCGUUUAGUCCUGGGCAAGUGUACCAUGCUGGGAAGACCAAACAGGUUCACGUCCUCGCCCCGGCGCCUAAAGAGCAUCUAGACAUCACUGUUUGA